Messenger RNA from Magallana angulata, 1060 nucleotides. RefSeq lists its product as uncharacterized. Bases 228 to 956 code for a protein of 242 amino acids. The record is from RefSeq and is a predicted model, not a curated record. NCBI's taxonomy places the organism in Eukaryota, Metazoa, Mollusca, Bivalvia, Ostreida, Ostreidae. The transcript has 6 exons.
ACAGUCGGCCAUGACAGUUUUAUGGUCCGAUCUCCAUGAUCUGGUUAGCGGAACUCGGACAGCAAUGCGUCGUUACAAAUAGAGCUGACAAGUCGUGUUUUUGACUAAUUGUUAAUCCAUACGCGAACAAUAAAAACAUGUUCAAUUGUGUGAGUUUCUUCGUUGAUAGCGACAAACAUCGCACGGGCAAAUACACGGCGUUUGCUUUUUCCCCUCCUGUUUGAACGAUGUAUGCAGUUGUGUUUUGUCUUGCAUUUUUUGGACUAGUGCAGGGAAUUCAACAUAGAGAUAUUUUGGAUCUUUACAAAUAUAGAUACCAUGGGAAUGGUAUAUUUUUUGAAGCUACGCACGGAGGAACGUGUAGCUACGACCCCCCGAGCAUGCCCCCCGUGGCCCGGUACAUAGACAGGACCAUCGCCAUCAACCCCCGCCAGUUCUACCGGGGAUACGCGUGUGGUGUUUGCUUUAGGGUAAACAUAGCUGGCAAAUCUAAUGGUGGGGCUCAAGUCGAUGAGACAUUUACCGUAUUUGUUAAAGACUACUGUCCAAAUUGUAUGCCAGGGAUACCCCUUUUAACGGAUGACGUUGAUGGAAGAAUGUGGAUGGAAAUGCAGGCAAUACAGUGCCCAGUAGGAAAUACAACACUGGAGUACAAAUUUCAGGGCAGCGGUCCUUACUAUAUAAAGCUUCAAGUCAGAAAUGCAAGAAUUCCUCCAACAAAAGUAGAAAUAUAUCAACCGAAGUGGCGACAGUGGACACCCUUGGCUCACACCACUGAUGGCUUUUGGACAUUUGGUACAGAACCUGUUGAAAGACCAGUAAAACCACCUUUCCGAAUUCGUUUGACUGCAGCAAAUGGAGAAAGAAUAGUUGACAGUGUUCCCGAUUUAGUCAACGGAGUUGUAAUGCAAGGUGAUGGAAAACAAUUUGAAUUUGAUCCAAACUUACCAAAAUAGAUUACCAGAAAAAGAGAUACAGCACCGAGUUUGGAAAGUGAAAAUUGUCUACUUCUAUGUUCAUCAAAUAUCCAUUGUUACUUUACAUUAAAUUUACUGAACUA